This is a messenger RNA of Effrenium voratum, 3921 nucleotides long. The record is from the annotation of a GenBank genome assembly. Lineage: Eukaryota; Dinophyceae; Suessiales; Symbiodiniaceae.
AUGGGAGAGUCCAUGGUGGGCUGCGACCUGCCCGAGAAGGUGGCCGGUCUGCUGAUCGAGAAGGAGCUGAAAGCCUUCUCUCAGGUGGUGGCCAGCCCAGCACGCCCGCUCGUGGCCAUCGUGGGUGGGGCAAAGAUCAACGACAAGAUCAAGCUCAUCGAGAACUUGAUCGACAAGGCGGAUGGCAUCAUCAUCUGCGGCGGCAUGGCCUACACCUUCCUGAAGGUGUGCUUCGGCAUGAAGAUCGGCAGCAGCCUCUUUGACAAGAAGGGCGCUGACAUGGUGCAGGGCAUGCUGGACAAGGCCAAGGAGAAGGGCUGUGAGGUGACUCUGCCGGUGGACUGGCUGUGCGGCAAGGAAUUCAAGAAUGACCAGGAGACCAAGCUUGUCACGAAGGAGGAGGGCAUCCCCGAUGGCUGGGAAGGCAUGGAUUGCGGACCGAAGAGCAUGGAGCUCUUUGCCACGAAAGUGAAGGAAGCCAAGACGGUUGUUUGGAACGGCCCCGCUGGCGUCUUCGAGUUCGACAACUUCUCCAAGGGCACCAAGGCGUUGCUGGAGGCCGUCGCGGCUCUGCACGCCUCAGGCGGCGUGGGCAUCAUCGGGGGCGGCGACUCGGCCACCGCGGCCGCCAAGUGGGGCAUGGAGGACAAGGUCUCCUUCGUGUCCACCGGCGGCGGCGCCUCGCUGGAGCUCCUGGAGGGCAAGGUCUUGCCCGGCAUCGCCGCGCUGGCAGAUGCGCCGGCAAAGUGGGAGGGCACCGUCACUGGCAAAUACCAGUGGGACGACUCGAAGAAGUCCAACGCUGAUGCAGACAAGGACAUGGGCAGCGCGGGGGACGCCAUCACGAAAUACAGCUGGGGAGAUGGCAAGAAGGCGGUCAGCAUCUACAUCGAGAUCGAUGGCCUGGAUGAUUGCACGGAGGACAUGUUCCAGGCGACCUCGGGCGAGAAGGAUGUGUCCCUCACCAUCACCAAGGUGGCCGGCAGAAGACGGACCUUUGCCCUGAAAGACUUGUCGGAUGAGAUCGACGGGGUCAAGGUGAACCACAAGAAGGGCAAGGGCAUGGUGGUGCUCAAGCUGACCAAGAAGGAGGAGAAGCCUUGGUACAAGCUCCAAGCGUCAUCCGGAAGUGGAGGUGGCGAUGAGGAGGAGGACCUGUCUGCCAUGAUGGGCGGCAUGGGCGGCAUGGGCGGCAUGGGUGGCAUGAUGGGCGGCAUGGGCGGCAUGGGCGGCAUGCCGGGAAUGGAUGACAUGGACCUCGGCGGCGAGGAGGAGGAGGAGGGUGGCAAGGUGAGCCUGCCUGGCCGUGAAGUCUUAGACUCGGCGGUGCAAGUCCUGCUGGACUGGAGGCUGGAGCGAUUCAAUUUGGAUUUUGGCCCUGAGAUUAUCGUACUUCAGGACACCGAGCUCAGCCCUGAGAGACAGGCGCUCGAGCGCAAGAGCAGCCAGGAUGAGUCGGUGUCCAGCUCCCGAGAUGACAAGGAGGGCGAGGAGGAACUGGAGAGAGAAGAGGAAGAUCCAGAGGAGCUGAAGUGGAGGGAGCAGUUCAGGCGUGAGCAAGACUUCCAGUUCUCUCGAAUCGUUUCUGGGACCCGGCUCCACUUGCAACCCGAAGUGGAGGCGAUCCCGGAGGCCACGGUGCAGCACCUGCGCGCCUACGUGCGCCAGGCGCGGCAGCUGGGCGUCAUCACGGCCAUCGCGGUGAACAGCCACGUGGAGCAGGUGAAGCAGGUGGCGGCCGAGGCAGAGCCGGGGCUAACCCUUCAUGUGCUCCACGUGCCGUGCUGGGGAGCCUUCGUCCCGGCUCUCAACGCCCUCUUGAACUUCGCACAGAGAAAGGGGGCCAAAUACAUCCUUUACCAGUCCCUGGAGGUUUGUUGUUCUCGUGAUGUUCUGCAGCGCGUGCUGGAUCAUCACGACUCCGACACGUUGGUUGUCGGACCAGUACUAGAUGGCCACAAUUUUCGCCCAGGAGAGCAGAUCCUCGAUGGUCGCAGUUCUCCUUGGAACACGCUGGCGCUUUGGUCAGUCCGUAAAUUAGCCCUCACGGGCUUCUUGUGCAUAGCGGAUGGACUGCCGGAUGUGCCGCCCUCCAUGAACCGAGAAGUUGGACAAAGCGUCCUUCAGACAAUGGACUCCUUUGACGAGGGAGACAGUGGGCCCAUGGGCAGCGACAGCUGGUGGAGCGGGGAGUCGGUGAGACCCGGCUUCGCGCGGCAGAUGACGACGCAGAAGGCGGCGGUGCCCGCUGGGGUGGAGGAGGUCACCGCCAUCGCGCUGCUGCAGCACCUGCACGGCUCGGACCGGUCCCGGGCGGUGCUGCUGCAGCUGCCGCAGCACCUGCAGGAGCAGACCUCAUGGGCGGCCAACUGGGGCAAGGAUGAGGCCAGAAAGAAGUGGCACAAGUACAAGAUGGCCUCCAAAGUAGCGCGCCCUGCCGCCCAGUUGCAGGAGCUGUUCAAGUUUCAGUCGCCUACCAACAUGGUUGGCCAACCCAAGCCAGAUACUUUUGCAGGCGAGGCGCCCGACUGCUUCCAGCUGUUGCGGCGGCGGCGAAGGGCGAAUUCGAGCGACGACCAAGAGGAAGAUGACAGCCAGAAGGAAUCUGCUGAACCCGGGCACGGGCCACUCCAUGUUGGCAAGGUGAUGCACUACGCGGAGUCUAUCAUGCCUCCGAAGAAGAUUCAGUGGAUUUGCCUGGUGCUGUGCUUCAUCUUCUACGCCAACUCCACCACGGUGCUGUCCACGGCAUUCAGCCGGAUGAACGCCAAAGGUCCUGGCCAGCUGGGUCGGGAGGACGUGGCCUUUGUGGCGCUGUUGAUGGGAGGCAUCUAUUUGCCGAUGCCUCUAUCGCUGGGAUUGAUCCGGACAGUGGCCGUACGAUUUGGGCACAGGUACGGUCUUCUUUUGUUCUUGUUCUUUCUUUUGCUGGGUCACUUGCUCACAGUUUGCGGCCAAGCGAUUGCGCCGCAGCUCAUGUGGCCACUGGUGGUCGCACGCCUGGUGCAUGGACUUGGCUCUGGGAUCCUGUUCCAGACGCGCCACAUCCUUGCCAUCCUGAGUACCAACGACAACCACACCAACAUCCAGACCUGGAUCUUCUUCACCAGCGACCUGGGCCUCGCUACCGGGGCGUUCUUCCCGUGGAUCCUGCAUUGCAUCUUCGGGUGCCGGGGGGAGGCCCCAGAGCUGAUCUCAUCGGCGGUGUCGCUUUGCCUGGAGUUGGUGGUGAUGUUAUGGGUCGGAUCUGUCUUCCCUAGUCGACUGGUUGGCUUGCCCGAAGGCGUCCGAUUCACCGACUGGACGGCAAAGGGGCGCCGGCUCCGGAGAAAGCUCGCAGAAUCUGACAGGAAGUUUCGGCUCACGGUGUGGCUGUCCGGCACCAUGCGCAUCUUUGUGCAGUCCGCAGUGGUUCCCGUGGUGGCUCUCUCCAUGAGGGAUGCCAACUUCACGGGGAACUACCGCCAGACCUUGGCGGUUGCAUCGCUGUUCCUCAUGCCGCUACCCUUCGAGGUUCUCGCAGCUGGCAUGUCAUGCCCCUGUGGGCAUCGACAGCCACAGGACGGUACGACCGUCAGCAAGAUCAUCUCCGGGGCGGUGGGCGGUGCUGCGCUGCUGGUGGCAGGUUUACAGCCUAGAAGUGUCGACGCCGAGCACGGCGAAUUCAUGACAAUGCUGACCAGGAUCUUCGAGAUCGCCAUUCUGAUGAUCGCCCUUGGUAUGGCGGCGCCGUUCAACGCGGCCAAGCUGUACCAGCAGAAGGAUGCAGAGCACUCCAUAGUGAUCUUGGAGUGGCUGAAGGCCUACAUUGGCCGCUUGCUGGGGCCCUUUUGUGCUGUGCUGCUGUACAGCUUCGCAGGCUAUGGCCCGGUGCUUGGAGUACUUGCGAUCGCAACUGCCUUUGUGACGCUGACUGCGUGA